Molecule: messenger RNA, 8321 nt
Organism: Carassius auratus (goldfish)
Lineage: Eukaryota; Metazoa; Chordata; Actinopteri; Cypriniformes; Cyprinidae
Product: ubiquitin carboxyl-terminal hydrolase 31-like
Exons: 17
Coding region: 1651-5553 (1300 amino acids)
Biological process (GO): protein deubiquitination
Molecular function (GO): cysteine-type deubiquitinase activity
Source: RefSeq, a predicted model, not a curated record
AAAACAGCCGAAAGCCUUUAGUUAUGUCACGAUUGCUAGCCAGUUGCAGUUUUUCGCCCACAAUAUUCAUUAUUUUUUACAUGAAAGAUAGUGCUAAAUAGCUGUCCAAUAAAAAAUUAGUCAAAGGGCCACGUUUCAAGUUCGAUGAAGUGCUACUUGGGGCUGUGAAGGUACAACAAAACCGUUUAGUUAACGGUUUUAAAACACCUUUAUGUUAUUGUCGUGCAGUACUUCACAGCUCGAAAUCAAAGUACUAUGACUCGCUAAAGGUUCAGGAGGACACCCCUAAUUCACGAACACAACUUCACACUACAGUAGCUGCUAGAAACUACCUGAACGGACUACUGCUGGGCUAUGACGUCACGGCGCACCGCCGCCCUCGCUGUUGCCAGGUCCGCGGUUUCCCCGCAUGGAUUGGGUUACUUUAACACUGUUGCCGGAGAUGAAACCAUAGACUGUAUAAACGAAGCCAAUAACGUGAUAUUUAAUCCACGGAAGGCGAAUUUUACCAAGGGAACCCGCCAGAAAUGUGUAUUUUGCUCCCGGAGUAGCAAUAGGACAGGUUUUAUUGUGAAAACCUGGCAACGCCCGCCCUGCAGUGUCAGUGAUUUUAGAAAAGCGCUCGAGAACGAGACGGCCCACAGACACAACAGGACCACCAUCGGAAUCCACCAGACACCUUCCUACUUGCCGGCCGAAGACCAAACCGCCGAGUCAACGAGAACACGCGAAAACGUAUGGGAUUCUUGAUGCUCGCCGAACUCUCGCUCGGUCGCGCGCAUCUGCCGCUGUAGCAUCGGGCUCGCGCGGGAUAUAGCGGUCUGUGCCUUUACUGUCUAUGGUGCCUGCCGACUGUUGGAUGUGAGAUCCGAAUAGACAAACUGAAACAUCUCGCCUGCGCGUCUGCAUAAUAUUUAGCGGUCGGAGCGGAGCGUCAUUGCCUGGGUGGAGUUGCAGUGCAUCGCUCAAUUAUGCGUGAAGAAUCGGCUAGCGCACUAGCAUCGCGAGCUAAGCACUGUCCCUUGUUAUGACAGUGAUCUGUAUGCCAACAGCGUUUGAUCACGCGCGGCAGUCGAGCGCAUUUGACUUUGAUGCUGGUGCUGGACACGAUCUCCGGUAGAAAUCCACUUUUGCCCGUCAUUUCAUUGACAUGGCAAACGGUUAGCCCGGGCAGGCCUAGCUAGCCACUGUGUUAGCUGGAAGAAAUCACUUCACCGGAUUAGACGAGCAUGCAAACCCUAACGGUUUGUUUUUAGCGAGAGGGGCCAGUGAUUGUAUAAUACAGUGUGUUAUAGAUACGGAGCGAGUAGAUGGCGGACAAACAGCAGCUAGUUAGUUAAUAACCGACUGUAAGGCUACUGCCAACUUGACAUAACAGGUUUUAAUAUCUGAAAAAGUGGCAGGCGUGCGCAUUUCACAAUGCAUUUUCUCGAGGCAAGUUCAGGUUGUGUCACUGAAGCAAACGCUUGGAUAAUAGAGGCACUGCCCCCGGCUAGCUAGCUCUCCGUGACUUUUGCGAAGGGAACAUGCAAGAUCUUGAGUCGAUUUUAUGCUCUAAAUAAGCAGCCAGCGUUUGCACUCGUUUAGCCUCGACUGGCAAUUGUAGCUAGAUUCUCGCUGGGAAGAGGGGAUGACCUAAACACUCCAAACAUGUCCAGCAAAGCUUCGGGUAAAGAGAAGAAGUCCGGCUUCAGCAAGAAGCUGUUCCGCCGGGGCUCGGUGCGCUCCGUGGGGAGCUUCAUGAACAGAGUUCUGAAGACCCUCUCCACGCUCUCUCAUUUCGGCUCGGAGCUGCACGCGCCCGAGGGCGACAAGGACGAUGGGGGAUUCACAGCCUUAAAGAACGAAGGCAAGGGGUCCGUCGCGUCGGACGACAGUGACUGCGGGGGGUUUCUUCCCGGGGACAAGAUCCCCGGAGUGGCCGGUUUGAAAAACCACGGCAAUACGUGUUUCAUGAACGCUAUUCUGCAGUGCCUGAGCAACACGGAGCUGUUCGCCGAGUAUCUGGCGCUGGAGCAGUACCGAGGUGACCAGACGGAUGACGAGAAACCCAAGACGAACGGGGUCGUGCAGAGGAAGGGCGGUCAGGACGGAGGAGAGGUGACCGAGCAGCUGUCGGGGCUGGUCCGAGCCCUGUGGACCUUCGAGUACACGCCGCAGCACAGCCGUGACUUCAAAAAUGCUGUGGCCAAGAGUGCCCUGCAGUACCGGGGAAAUGCCCAACACGAUGCCCAGGAGUUCCUUCUCUGGCUGCUCGACCGUGUUCAUGAAGACCUCAAUCAUCUUGUACACCCCAACAUCAGAGCCUCUAUAAAGCCUCCUAUCGAGGAAGACGAUGGAGCGUUAGAGGGACCUUCACCACCUCUUUCCGCUGGCUCGUUUGUCCAAGAGCUGUUUCAAGCUCAGUACAGAUCGUCACUUACCUGUCCGCACUGUCAGAAACAGAGCAACACUUUUGAUCCUUUUCUUUGCAUCUCCCUCCCAAUUCCAUUACCUCACACACGGCCUCUGUAUGUGACCGUGGUUUAUCAAGGCAAGUACUCUCACUGCAUGAGGAUCGGUGUGGCCGUACCACUCAACAGCACUGUGUCCAGACUGAGAGAGGCUGUAUCACGUGAGACCAAGAUCCCACCAGACCAGUUUGUCCUGACUGAAAUGUAUUACGACGGUUUCCACCGCUCCUUUUGUGACGAUGACGACGAUCUUGAUAUCAUUCAAGAAAGUGACUCAGUCUUUGCUUUUGAAACUCCUGAGACUUUUAGAUUAGAAAACAUUCGCUCUAAAAGAGGAAGCCUCCUUGCUAAUCUGAAUCAGAACAAUGUGAAAUACGGAGUGGAGACAAACCGGACGCCGUCUUUCAUGCAAGGAGCAAUGAAUCCAGUAUCUCCUAACAAAAACACUGGAUGUGAGAAAAUGAUUCUGCUGAUUUGUAACAGAGCCUGCACUGGCCAUCAGGGACGGAGGUUCGGUCUUCCAUUUGUACUAUAUCUGGAGCGCACUGUGACAUGGGAUGUGUUACAGAAAGAAAUUCUGGAGAAAAUGCGUCACCUACUAAGGCCAGGAGUUUACAUUCAGGUUGGACCCUUUAGCUUGCGUGUGGUUGGAGUGGUUGGAAUCACAUAUCUGUUGCCACAGGAGGAGCAGCCACUAUGUCACCCCACUGUGGAAAGAGCAUAUAAAUCAUGUGGGCCAGGAGGACCUCCUCAUGUUAAGAUCGUAGUGGAGUGGGACAAAGAAACAAAGGAAUACUUGUUUGGACACACUGAGGAAGAGUACAUCCCUGAUGCUGAGAGUGUGUAUCUGCACAGAGAGCAGCACCAUCAGCCGCAGGCCUGCACCCUCGCUCAGUGCUUCCAGCUCUACACCAAAGAGGAGCAGUUGGCCCCAGAUGAUGCCUGGCGCUGCCCACAUUGCAGGCAACUGCAACAGGGGCGGAUCAAACUCAGCCUGUGGACCCUGCCGGAUGUUCUCAUACUGCACCUCAAGAGGUUUAGACAGGAAGGAGACAGGCGGGUUAAGAUGCAAAACAUGGUGCGAUUUCCUUUGAUUGGCAUGGAUAUGGCUCCUCAUGUGGUGAAGAGAAGCCAGAGCAGCUGGAGCUUACCCUCCCACUGGUCACCAUGGAGACGACCUUACGGACUUGGUCGUAACCCAGACGACUACCUUUAUGACCUCUAUGCUGUGUGUAACCAUCAUGGCAACAUGCACAGAGGGCAUUACACGGCGUACUGUAAGAACUCCAUUGAUGGGCAGUGGUAUUGCUUUGAUGACAGUGAGGUUCUGCCUGUAGCUGACGAGGAUGUCUGUCAGCAAACUGCAUACAUUCUGUUCUAUCAAAGGAGGACAACUAUUCCCUCGUGGUCGGCAAACAGCUCUGUUGCAGGCUCGACCAGCUCAUCUUUAUGUGAACACUGGGUUAACCGGCUUCAGGGCAGCAGGCCGCCCAGCCUGGCCUCCGGAGCCUCCUCAAGACGCACAUCCCUGAUCUCUUUGGCAGAGUCAGUGGAGUUUCCCGGUGAUCGCAGUGAAGAUGAUGCUUUAGCGCUUACUAACACAGGAUCUCCCGGCUUGCUCAGAGGAUUUUCAACGCGGCCCUUCGUGAGGAGCAUCCAGCGGCAGAGCUUGUCCUCCAGAUCUUCGGUUACCAGCCCUCUGGCUUUCAGUGAAAAUGGGAUGAAACCUUCCUGGUCCCUGUCACAGAAACUACAAAUGAGAUCCAACUCGCCCUCGCGAUUCUCUUUGGACUCACGCUCCUCCCCUCCCCUCGAGAGGAUAGGAGAAGCUUGUGAUGACAAAGUGUCCAUGUCUUGCUUCGGCAGCUACAGCAGACAUGAGCGUCAGCCCAGCAGUAAGGCCCCGCUGGCCAUGAUGGAGGGUAACGGUAGUGGGAAAUGGAUCCUAGACGAGGCCUAUUGCAGAGCUCCGACACAGUCUGACCGGAAGAGCUCUAAAGGUGAGCCCAUCGACAACAACAACCAAAUUAAUGCUGUGGACCAGAAUGCUCUUGGAGCACUCUCCAAAGAGCAGAAGCAUAAGAGCUCCGUGUCAGAGAAGAAAACUGAAGGAUCCGCCAGCAAGAAGAGCUCCACCAAGACCAAGGGAGACCAAGAGAAGCCCUCGAAAAAGCGCCAGAGCACCUGUUCUGUAACCAAGUCUCCAUCCUCCCAAGUGUCUUCCAGUCCUCAAGCGAAGGGCACCAAAGCGACCAAUCUAAAAGAGAAGAGCAAUUCUCCCAAAAGUACCAAGGGUACACCUUCAGGAACGCCCUCCAAAAGGAAAGAGUCUUUGCAGGCACAGGAGUCUCCAGUGUGUGGAGGCACAAAGGGGAAACCAUCCCUUACUUCCACACCCCAGUCCUCUGCCUCUCCCUCGCCCACAACAAAAAAGAGCUCCUCGGUGGCUGAGAGGAACUCUGUGUCUGGCAAGAAGAAGCUGGUGGAAAGAGGCUCCAGUAAGGACUUAGCCCACGCCAGUCCCCUGGCAGAGAGGUCUAAAGUCAGUGCCAUUCCUCCGCGAACAUCCCAACCUAAAACUGCCGAGGCAAGGCGGCCAGUGAGAAGCUCUAGCAGUAGUUCCUCAAUCACCAGCUUGCGUUCCCCAAGCGUCUCCUCAAGAGACCUCCGCCGCAGCAGCAAAUCCGAGGACAAGGGACUCUCGUUUUUCAAGAGCGCACUUCGGCAGAAAGAGACUCGUCGGUCGGCCGAUCUGGGCAAGACCACGAUUCUCGCCAAGAAGGCUGUCGAGAGGACUGCCAAGUCCAGCAGCCAGUGCAGACUCGAUGCUGACGAGGGCGAAGGCUCGGGAAACUCUUCCCAGCAGGUCUCUCCGGAGCCACGCUCCUGCAGGACUGCCACCGAUGAGAAAGAGUCCUUGAAGACCUCCACCCCUAACAAACACUCUCUCUUACCAGUAGGCAAGUCCAAGUCUUCCAAUCCCGAGGCUAGCCUUCAGUCUCCCAUCAAUGGGAAGAGACAUCUUGAAAGGAUCUCAUCCUCUAAAAAGCUUUCUUCCAGCAUGCAAUCCUCUGCACGGCCAACACAGACGCCUCAAUGAAAUUUAAAAAGCGUUUCCAUUAUUUUCUGUAAUGCAGCUAUUUUUUGACGUGCCUAAGAAAAAUAUAAAGUAUAUAGUAUAUACCUGUAUUUUACUUUUCUCAAAGAAAAUAUGUAAAUUAUCAGAAAGCGCCUUUCUAUCCUGCCAUGGAGCCAAAUCGUUGCCUCUGGCAAGGUAUGGUAUAUGAAUCUACUACUGUUCACGACUCUAAAUAGGAAUGUUUUAACUUAGCACUUUGUAUAUAUUUUUUCUCCCUGGAAUAAUGCUUAGAUGGUAUGGAUAUGUACAAUACUUUUUAACUUGGAAAACGUUCCUUUUUAUUUGGACAAGUCACUUAGGAUGAAAUUAGAUUUUUGCGAUAUUCCUUGGAGUACUGUACCAAUUCACUCCAUAUCUACACUUGGUGCUAUUUACAGUCCAGUGUUCCCCUGGCACUGAUACAGUAUGAGAUAGAGUUACAUCAUGAAACCUGACCGAAUUUGCGACUGUAGACUUAAUGGGGUUCAGCAGAGAACAAUCUCUUUGCUACUUCUCAAAGCCUGCUCUCUUACCCCAACUUUUUUUUGUUUUCUACUCGUGAACAGUUACAAGUGUCCCAGUAGCAUAACUGCCCUUAGAAAUAUGCGCAACAAUGCCAACUGCAGGCCGAUAGCUGAUAGAUGAAUUGUUGCUGUAUGAAUGUGAUCUUUCAAAUGGUGAAUUAGUGGAGGACAAUCUUUAAACUCACUCUAUUUAAUUUAUUCCAGCAAAACGCUGUAUGAUCUGGAUAUUAAUGGAGGCAGUGUAAGCCCUGCACAAAUUUGUUUUGUAUAUUUUUGUUUUUAUAAUGACAGUUUGAUAGCCACAUAAUCAUACUUGAACCAUUUCAUGCCCGCCAAAUCCAAUGCCAACAUAUAUGAACGGUUUUCGUUUGGCUUGCUCCGAGCUGGGGAUGAACCCUUGUGCGUUUUUAUCUCCCAUAUUUAUCUGUGGACAACCAGUGCAAUAGUUUUCAACACUUUAGGAGAACGGAUAUGGCCUUCUGUAUUUGGGUAACAUGUUGAACUUAGUGUUGCUGAAACGAAUUAUUUUAAAUGUCAAUACUGUGCAUAUGCAAUAGUGGUGAAAAAAAAAAAAACACUUCAUCAGUGUAAAUUGAAAUUAUUUUCAGGACUGUAAUGGCUCACCACAAUAAUGGAUUCAUUUAAAAAUAUAUCUAUAUUUUAUUUUUAUUUUAUUUUUUUGUUCUGCAGAAAGGCCUUUUACGUGCUUGUCAACACCAUGGAGUUCACCUAAAUAUAUUUUCAUUCAUUCUCGAUUUAGCUUAGACAAGUUCAUUUGGCCUGAUACAAAAUAUUAUGGACGACAGGAGAAAUGUAGGGUUAAGCAAGUCAUUAUUGGUAUAUUUGCAUAACCGUGUCAUUACGCUGUUCAUCUUGCUGCCCUGUGAUUAAAACAUUAAUCCAAGCGCCGCUGACGCCACUGUUGAACCAAUCUCAUUUUCAUGCUGCUUUUCGGCCUGAGAAAACCUCUUUCACUUUAUCUUAAAAUAGAUACUUUAGCAAUGAACCUAAUGUGUAGCACUCUGCCUUUACGCAACAGGCUAAUAUUGUGUGUGCACUGAAAAAACAAAAAAAGUAGAAAAAGCAGUAUUGCAUGAUAAUAUUAAUGCAUGCACUUAACUAUGCAAGUAACUUGCUAAACAAGAUGAGUCUGGUUAUUAAUGUCUGAUGAUGAUGGUGAUUAUAAUUAUUAUUUUUAGGAAAACAGAGCAUGAAUUUAUUGCUUUUUUUGCACACUUUUCUAACUUUACAUUUUUUUUUUUUAUAUUGUGAUAUAAAAGCAUAAAUUAUUAGCUUUAAUCAUAUGUAUUCCAAAAUUAGCAAUUGGCAUUGUAUUUUCAUGCUAUUUUCCUUUUAUACACUAUCUUUUUAUUAAAACUAUUACUUUAAUUCAUAAGCUGUUCUUUAGGGUAAGACCUCCCUGUUUCCAUGUGAUAAAUUUAGUUUUUAUAUUUUUGUAGUCAUAGCCUGUUUUGCUUUUACACAUUUCGCUGGCGUGAUGUGGCCUGGUUAUGCUUUCACAUGUAGUAUGUAGGGAAUUUAGCUAUGUAACUUUACCGUCAGCAUUCAAUCAGUGCACACGAUUCCUGUAUCGCUUGCAAUGCCGAAUACUAAACACUACAUUCACUCUGUCAUGCUUUCACGUCAUUCCAUGUUUUAGGAUGUGAAUUUCUUGGACCAUGAAUGGAAAUGUUGCAAAUGGGAUGCUUUCAGCGGCUCAAAUGCUAAUAUGACAUGGUCUUAUCAAGUGUUUGGAUAGGACAGAUGAUUUUAUCAUGUUAUUGAAGCUGUAUCAGUCUCAUGGUAUAAUAUGGGUGCUCAUGGUUUACACACUGGACUGUAAUGAUUUCUCUCGACCCAGAGAUGUUUUCAUGUAUUGUUCACGAACUAGUACCUGCUUUGGUGGGUUUAGAACUGGGCUGUCAUUUUAUUAUAUGACCAUCAGGUCAAGGUCAACCAAAAGAGGAAAAUAAUAUUUAGUUAGAAAAAGCGAAAACCAUAUAAAUGUUUGGUUGCAUGAGACUGCGUCAAAUGCUUUUUGUUAAUUUAUUUGUGUGUUUUAUGUGUAUGCACUUUUAUUUUGAAUGUUUUUUAUUAUUAUUAUUAUUAUUUUAAAGAAUGCAUUUCUUUGAAAAGUCAUUUGUAUUCAUACCAUUGUCUCCCUAAUGUAAGUUGGCGGUUGAAUUAUGAUUAAAAAAUAGACCUGAAUUAGAGGUCUAACCUCAA